AUGGCUGCCUGUAUUCGACGCAACAUUACAGCAGUUCUGAAGGGAAUACAAACCUAUACGAGAGAAGCAACGCAAUUAAUGGGUAAAGAUGUGGACGAAGGAAUAUGUGAGAGAUUAAGGUCAAAGAAACUGGACUUGGAAUCUGCCAUAGCACGAAUUGUUGAAUUGGACACACAGUGGACUGAUAUUAUAAAUAGUCUUGAUGUAACACAAAGAAUGGCUGAAGAAUCUAUUUACAUGAAUUUCCCGCAUGGAGAAACUGGUGGAUUAGAAGACGGACAAGAGGUUCCCCUUUCCAAAAGGCAUUUUUUGGACCAGAAUGAGUUUGCUCGUGAAGUCCUAAACAUGGUUUCGGAAAUGCUUAACACCCUGGAACGCUCUCGAACCAACUCUCGUCAGUCGGCGCUGAGUGAGAGUAAUCAUAGCGUAGAUUUGAAUGAGGAGACAAAUAAUGCUAGAACUAACCAUUUGGAUGCUAGGAUGAAUAACACUGGAAUAAACCAUUUGGAUGCUAGGACCAACAAUUCUGAGAGGAAUAAUGCAAACUUACCUGUUUACCACGCACUGCAACCGCCCUUCUUGCAACCACGAGUGAAUCUUCCGCCACUUCACUUGCCGCAUUUCUCUGGUGAUUCAAAAGACUGGCCAACCUUCUGGCAAAUGUUUUCGUCCACGAUCGAUAAUGAACCAAGCUAUAAUAAUGUGGUGAAAAUGAACUACCUGCUAUCUCUCUUGGACGGACCAGUUCUAAACGUGGUAGCCGGUUACCUUCCAACAAAUGAGAAUUACCCGCGUGUGGUGGAACUAUUAAAAACUCGAUUUGGGGACUCAAAAGUAUUGAAGGAAGCGUUGCAAUCUGAACUGUACCAUCUUGCGCCAGCCAAUGACUCCGUAAUAGGACUUCGGAAAUUUUUGGAUGUAAUUGAGCGUGUAUGUCGGCAACUGAGUGAUUAUGGGAUCCAAGACGAUUCAUGGAUUAUCUUUGCUCUGAAGGAAAAGCUACCCAAAGGGAUACUAGCCAAAUUGAUUGAAAAGGAGAAAAUGGCAGGAAAAACUUGGAAGAUUGAAAAUUGGAGAUCAGAACUUAACCUGCUCAUAUCAGUAAAAGAGGAAGUGCAAAGAUGUACGGUUAAUAAAGAAACCGAAGGACCGCCGCGAAGAGAAAGACGUCCAUUUUACCAGCCAGAGCCUACUCGUUCAUUUCCAGUGGCUAACCAACCGAGAUCGUCCUGUUGUUCUUUGUGCCAAGGAAACCAUUUUCCUAGCGAAUGUACUAAAUAUGGAAAUACGCAAGCCAGAAAGGACCGUUUAUUGGAACAGAACCGUUGCUUGAAAUGCUUAAGAGAGGGUCACCGAGCCAAUGACUGCCCGAACCACCGUCGCUGUAGUAGAUGCCAGGGACCUCACCACCUUUUGGUAUGCUUUUCGCGAGAUGUCAAGAGCCAAAACCGACCCAAAUUUGUUGGAUCUGCUCAGAGAAUGUUCUUUCAGCCUAGUCGCCCUGAACCAGUUGCUAACCCAAGACAAUUUACUCAGUCAAUAUGGGGAAGGAGGGACGAACCGCACCUUAUGGAUCAUGGGACAAGAUGUGACGCCAACUUGCCAGCGCCUAAAGAAAAUUCUGUGGUAGCAACAGUAACGAAUGCCAAAAAUAAACCAGCUGCGUACCUGAUGACAAAGAGAUUAAUGGUUACUGCCCGAGGGCGUAAAGAAAAAAUCCCCGUCUAUGUGUUCUUUGACACUGGAAGCCAGACGAGUUUUGUUUCACGCCGACUGGUGGAAAGACUCAACCCGCCAAGGGGCCGCGAAAUUGACCAAUUGGAAAUUCAUGGAUUUGGAGGUGCUUCGUCUAACCCGCUGAAAAUUCGAUCACCCACGUAUAUGGUUAAAAUACAAAGAGAGGAUGGAUAUUGGGAAGAAAUAACCUUAAAUUGUACCGAAGAAAUUGCCACUCCAUUUGAGAUGAUAAAUUUUGAUGAAUUCUUCUACAACCGUACUGGGGUUGAUAGCCUGGAAAUCGUGAAAGAAAAACCAGAUAUCAUGAUUGGGAUUAAACAAUUUUGGAAAUUCUUUGUGUCAAAAGGGAAAGAAAUAUUGCCUGGUCUUCACUCUAUCCGUACUGUUUUUGGAACAAUGACCGCUGGCGAAACUAAUUUUGGACGCAAUUCGAACAAGAAAUCUAUGUCUCUGGUGGCAGUAAAUGCGAGUAAGAAUGAACCUCUUCCAACGCCUGACACUGUUGAAGAUUUCCGGAGUAUGGAGUCUCCCGUGCAAAAUCAUGCUAAGGCAGAAGCUAACCUAAAUCCACGUCCAAUCUCGACAAUCUCGGAGGAAGCUGUCGCGCCGCUGCCUUUAAGGCCUAAUGAUUUGGUGGUACCACAUGGAGAAUUUCCUUUGAAGAUUGACUCAGCCGAUCAAAACCAGUUAGUAAAACAUCCGAUAGCUACAGUGGCAAAGGCUAAACUGGCAGCAAGUACAUUGGUGGCACUUUGUCUUGUUUGCGUCAUGGUCUUUGGUCCAACUGGAAAUCAAAGAAUGGAAAUAUGUUGUGAUGAAUCCCCCACUGAGAUGCUUUUGACUGACUAUCCUGGUGUGGCCAAAUUUUGGAAAAGCUCGCUAGAAAAGUUUUCGACAGAGAUGACAUGCCCAGCUUUAAACAAAUGCUUAUUACUGAACUCAACCUUUGGCAUCGAUAUGAUAGUGAACCCUUCGUGCAAUCCUAGCCUUGCUUUUCUUUGGGCACUUGUUACUCUGACCGCGUUUUCUGGACUUUGUUCUGUGCUUACUCUUUGCCGAUCUUAUCGUAAAAACUUUCGAAUGAUUGUGGCUAUUGGAAGGAUGGGAUGUCAAUGCUGGAGACGGACGAAAAGAAAGACUGCUUAUACGAGGGCACGCACCAGAGAAACAAUCCGAAAUAAAACAAAAAGCUCAAUACAUAACCGUUUCGCAAACUGCUGCCAUAGAGGACAAACUGGAAUUCAAUGCGUCUUCAAUCACGCUGCUACACUCACUUUAUGGCACGGGGGACAAUCUGAUGCUAUGAUGAUCCGAGAUGACAGAAAGAAACAAUUGAAGAAAAGAAAAACCAUUGGGGGCCCGGGAAUGUCGCGAAAGGCGACAAUUAGAAUUUAA
This is a messenger RNA of Meloidogyne enterolobii, 3132 nucleotides long. Lineage: Eukaryota; Metazoa; Nematoda; Chromadorea; Rhabditida; Meloidogynidae. The record is from the annotation of a GenBank genome assembly.